AUGACCCCCUCCGAAAUCUCCUCCCAAGCCACCUCCCCCGCCCACGAAGCCCGUCUCCUCUCCCGCCACAAUCUCCUCACCAACACCUCCGGCAUCGCCCCGGGCUAUUUGCAAGCGAACCUCAUCGUCCUCCCGUCCCGAUACGCAGAACACUUCCGCGCCCUUUGUGCCCGGAACCCGGUGUCCUGCCCACUGCUAGGCGUCACGCCGCGCGGCGAUCCGCACACCGUCCUGCCAGCAGGAUGCAUCAAAACAGCAGAGGACUUUGACAUCCGCACGGAUUUCCCCUGCUACCGCGUCUACGACAAGGGGAAAUGCGUCGCUACCAAGAAACCUGAUAUUAAAGACCUCUGGACACCAGACCACGUCGGGUUCCUGAUCGGCUGCUCCUUCUCGUUUGAAGAUGCCCUCGCCGCCGCUGGUCUAACCCCCAGACACCAGACCACCAACACCGUCGUCGCAAUGUACCGCUCGUCCAUCCCCGUCUUGCCAGCGGGUAUCUUUACGGACGCACAAUGCGUCGUCUCCAUGAGGCCCUACCGUCCUGAGGAUGUGGAGAAGGUGCGCGACGUGACGAGGCCGUUUCUUGCGACUCAUGGCGAGCCUGUUGCUUGGGGGUGGGAGGGCGCGAGGGAGAUUGGUGUGAGGGAUGUCGACAAGCCGGAUUUUGGACAGCCGCAGAGGUUUGAGGAGGGGGAGGUGCCUGUUUUUUGGGCAUGCGGCGUCACUCCCCAGCUCAUCGUCGAAUCGGCAGGCGACAAGAUCGAUGGCUUGGUGUUUGCCCAUGAACCGGGGCACAUGCUCGUUACGGACUGGACGACUGAGGAUUUGGACAGGCUACGGGCAGAGGUUGCUGCUGUUUGA
Messenger RNA from Rasamsonia emersonii CBS 393.64, 864 nucleotides. RefSeq lists its product as uncharacterized. Gene Ontology annotation, molecular function: D-glutamate cyclase activity. The record is from RefSeq and is a predicted model, not a curated record. The coding region runs from base 1 to 864 and encodes 287 amino acids. NCBI's taxonomy places the organism in Eukaryota, Fungi, Ascomycota, Eurotiomycetes, Eurotiales, Trichocomaceae. Gene Ontology annotation, biological process: glutamate metabolic process. The transcript has 2 exons.